AUGUCUGCAAUUCACGUCGCUUUCGAGAUUAAUCCCGCUACAAGUCUUGUAUGUCUGUCUGUCCGAUCGAAGCGCAGUUCCUUGGUCAAAUUCAUGAUUAUCAAAGAUAAGCGAGAAGAAAGCGAUAAAGAGGAGGCCAAGCCCGCGAGACCAUUACCGGAGACGGCGUUAUCCUCUAUGGACAGGACUACUACGCUGUCGCUAGAGGAGGCUCGCGAGGGCUGGCUAACGCAAGGCCUGGGCGAUGGGAGAAACGCGACGGGUCAUUCAACUUGUCGGCCCGACGGGGGCCAGUCGCGCGCGCUGACCGACCACAUCAUCCAAGGCCAGAUCAUGGAACUGGCAUGGGCCGCGGACGACGGGAACCCAAGUGCAGCAUGUCUGAUGAGGACUCGACUUCAGGGCCGGCCCGCAGCUCAUCAUGGAUUUGCUGACGUGGAGAGACGCGCGGGAGCAGCCGACAAAAAGACCGGCGUCGAAAUGAUAACGAGUCGUGAUGUGUCUUCAUGA
Ilex paraguariensis (yerba mate) is the source of this 510-nucleotide messenger RNA. Lineage: Eukaryota; Viridiplantae; Streptophyta; Magnoliopsida; Aquifoliales; Aquifoliaceae. The record is from the annotation of a GenBank genome assembly.